This is a messenger RNA of Varanus komodoensis (Komodo dragon), 1178 nucleotides long. It is a transcript of the gene CUNH9orf78, whose product is annotated as chromosome unknown C9orf78 homolog. Gene Ontology annotation, cellular component: spliceosomal complex. The coding region runs from base 78 to 947 and encodes 289 amino acids. The transcript is spliced from 9 exons. The record is from RefSeq and is a predicted model, not a curated record. Gene Ontology annotation, biological process: mRNA splicing, via spliceosome. NCBI's taxonomy places the organism in Eukaryota, Metazoa, Chordata, Lepidosauria, Squamata, Varanidae.
GGCAGGAAGCAAAAGCGGCCAUUGUUGUUGUUCCAGCACAGCGAUCGGCGGCGUUUGUUCACCGCGCAGCUUGGAUCAUGCCGGCAGGGAAGGCUUUUCGUCGAAGGAAAGUGGACUCCGAGGACGAGGAGGAGGACGAGCAGGUCGCUGAGGAAGUUCGAUUAAAACUGGAGGAAGCAAAAGAAGUGCAGAAUCUCAGGAGGAGACCAAAUGGAGUGAGUGCUGCUGCUCUGCUUGUGGGAGAGAAAUUACAAGAAGAGACAACAUUGGUGGAUGACCCCUUCAAGAUAAAGACUGGCGGAAUGGUAGACAUGAAGAAAUUGAAAGAACGAGGCAAGGACAGGAUCAGUGAGGAGGAGGACCUCAACCUCGGAACCUCUUUUUCGGCCGAGACCAACAGGAGGGACGAAGAUGCGGACAUGAUGAAAUAUAUUGAAACCGAACUGAAGAAGAGGAAGGGGAUUGUGGAAAAUGAGGAGCAGAAAGUGAAGCAGAAGAACGCAGAGGACUGUCUGUACGAACUCCCUGAGAGCAUCCGAGUCUCGUCAGCCAAGAAGACCGAGGAGAUGCUGUCCAAUCAGAUGCUGAACGGCAUUCCCGAGGUGGACCUUGGGAUUGAAGCCAAGAUCAAAAACAUAAUCUCGACCGAAGAGGCCAAGGCACGGCUGCUUGCCGAGCAGCAGAAUAAAAAGAAGGACAGCGAGACCUCCUUCGUCCCCACAAACAUGGCGGUGAAUUAUGUGCAGCACAACAGAUUUUAUCAUGAAGAACUGCACGCACCAGUAAGAAGAAAUAAAGAAGAACCCAAAGCCCGUCCCUUGAGAGUGGGAGAUACAGAGAAACCAGAACCUGAGAGCUCGCCUCAGAACCGCAAGCGUCCUCCAAAUGAAAAAGCGACAGAUGACUAUCACUAUGAGAAAUUCAAGAAGAUGAACAGGCGCUACUGAAGCCGGCUCGUCUGAAUAACGUAGGAAAAGCGGAGCGCCCAGACAUUUCCUCUUCUCAUUGGCCAGAGAAAAAAGUGUAAAUACAUUGUGAAAGUGACAAUAUUCCUCAUUUCUUGCAGGUACUAUUUUUGCCACUAGCGUAGACCUUAGCAGAACAGUGAUUGUUGGCUCUUCCUUUCCAUGUUGUUAUGUGUUGGUUUUUCAUUUAUAAAACUUUCUGUUUUAAACACA